Molecule: messenger RNA, 6403 nt
Organism: Rhododendron vialii
Lineage: Eukaryota; Viridiplantae; Streptophyta; Magnoliopsida; Ericales; Ericaceae
Exons: 10
Coding region: 116-6205 (2029 amino acids)
Cellular component (GO): nucleus
Molecular function (GO): metal ion binding
Source: RefSeq, a predicted model, not a curated record
UGCGAAUGGCGGCCGCCAUAUUUUAGCUCUUGUUCACCAAGCCAAGCAUGGAAGACGUAAAAUAUAGUGGGACAGUUUUGGAGCCUGGAAAGCAAAGCGCCUCUUGACGCAGACGAUGGAGCAGCCACCGCCUUUCCUCGACCACCCUCCCAGGUAUGUCCCUCUUCCCCACCACCGUCCUCCACCAAACCACUCCGAAGACAUCAAUUUCUACCCCCAUCUACUUCCCCCUCCCCCACCACUACCACCGCCGCCGCCUUAUAAUAACCACCAAUCGCACUUCCCUUUCCCCAAUCACCCCCGCCCGAUCGAGGACCAUCUUAGAAUCCCCCCCUCCCGCCACCUCCUCCGCCCGCCGCCGCCUAAGAUUUUCGAUAAAAACUUUGCCAAUUCCUUCCCAAUUUCCCGCUCUGACUCCUCCUGGAUGGACCCGCCUAGGGUUCCGCUCCAUAAUCUUAUCCAAUUUGAUAACCCUACUAGUCAUGUUCCAGAUUCUAGUCUUAAGUUUAGAGAUGAUUUCAUUGACGACGUUGGAUUUAAACCUGAUCAUGAUGAUGAAGAAUUCUUAAGGAAUAAUACCAAUGAUGUUGAUACUAGUUAUCGUAUCCGCCGUAACCAUCUUUACGAACCUCAUUCUAGCGGAUCUUCUAGGAACUUUGCAUUUGGUGAUUCACAUUUUUGUAGCCCUAAUAAAAAAUCGAGAGAUUAUGGGUCAACUGUGGGAAGUUAUCAGUCUUUUCGUGGUUUCGCGAUGGACAAUGAUAGGAUUAGGAGUAAUGGUAGUGACGAAAAUAGGCGAUGGGUUGGUCAUGCUCGGCCGCCUUCCAGAAGUUCAUCUGAUGCUUGUCCCAUGGAUGGUGAGAACAAAGCUUUUGAUAAUUUCAGUGGGCUCCAAAUUGGGUUCUCCAGAAGGGUGCCUAAUGUUUAUGAUUCUGGUAAAUUUAGGGGUAGUAGAGAAGGUAACCAAGAAUUUCGUCAAAGUCGCAGAAAGGAAAUAGAGAGGACGAGUGCCUUACGCAGGAUUCAACUUCGUAAGUCUACUAAGCGUAAUAGAAAUGGUGAACAAAAAUUUCCUGCACUUUGCUCUAAUGAUUCAGGCCCCAGUACCUUUAGAAGUAGAGGUCCCGUUGUUCAUACCGAUACCAGAGUGGAGCCAGAUGGAGAGGGAAGCCCAGUGGAGCUUGAUGUGUCGUUCAAAUCUAAUGCAUUGGUAGCCAAGGCUAUUGUGGCCUCUCCAAGUUGUGGAGUCAAAUCUAAUAGGAAACUCCCGGGGCCAGAGUUAGACCAUUCAAAUUCACCACUAAGCAAAUCGAACAGCUCCACAAAUGGUUUUGAUUGUCCCGCUAUUUCUUACAAGAAAUCAAAGCAGUCAGGGGGGAAUAUUAAGGAUCCUGGUGGUCGAGAUGUGUGUGAUAUUUUUUCACAACCUUCUUCACACCACACAUUGGAGUUACCUGGAAGAAACAAUAUGAAAGAGCCUUUUUCAGAUAAGGGUGUCGAUACUAUUGGCUCAGUUGGGACAUCUUCACUUGGGGUUAAGAAGAAGGAAGUCAACUCAUAUGUAUUAAGGUCACUGGCGAUGGACAAAAAUGUUGAUCUCGUCAAAGAGAAUAGAUCCCUUAGUGGUCCACCCACAGCCUCACAGGUUGGUGAGGACAGUAUGCAUUCAAGAGAGCAAAAUGCAUCAGCUGGUAUGGUUUUGGUGCACAAUGUUGAUAUGAAACCUUCUCCAAAUGAAGUAACUGCGUUCCUGGAUCAUAUUAUAGAGAAUUAUACUGCGGGGUCUAUAGUUUCAGAUAAAGAUGGAAGUGAAGUUGAUUCUGGUGGAUCUCAUGUCCAGAAUAGUAAGACAACAAGAAAAAGCUCUACCCGUCCUUUUGGUUCUUCAAAUCCUUUAAAAAUCAAUGUUGACGAGGGUACUGUCAUAGCAGAUACAUCAAUUGAUUUGCAGACCAUUUCAUAUUAUGCCAGGGGUCCAGCUGAAUUACAAAAUGGAAGUGAUUUUACUGGUAGUGGUCAGGUGGGUGAUUUUAGCCACAAGAUUGAACCUCCUGUAUUUCUUCAGAAUGGUUUCUUAAAAGGACAGUUAGAGGCUAACAAUAUUUCUAGUCCAGAGGAAAUCAGAAGUGAUGGGGUUCCUGUCAAUUUACUCACCACUGUUAGUAAUGUACAUAAUGAUUUGAGUUCCGACAAUGGACUUCUUAGAGGGCAACUGAAAAUUACUGUUUCAGACACUGAUGCUGUGGGCACUGAUUCCAUGUUUAAUGAGGCUACUGUAAUGGCAGGAAGUGUUGAUGUGGAAGGAUUUCCUAGGGCUGUUCCUUUAGUUGAAAGCAAGGCUAUUGUGGGUUUAGAGGAAACCAGUAUCCAGGAGGGUGUCUCUGAUGGAUAUAGCUCCAAUGAUUCUGCAACUACCACCUCAGGUUCUGACAAUGGUUCGAGAAAUUCUCAAAGCAAGUUUUCCUUUUCUGGGAAUGGUUACCUUGAUGAUACUAGCAAGGAAUCAGAUCCUGAUAGUGCCACUGUAUUGCAUGAGAAUGUUGCCUUGGAAGGAGCUCCAAAAGCCACGAUGCUAGUGGGAGGUGAUCUACAUGCUGGUUUUGAGAAGGGGUGUACAUCUAAUAAGAGGAAAGAUAGCAGUCACCGUUUGCCAAGUCCAAGCUCAUGUGACAUGCCUGAGAAUCCUGUAGGUACAACUUUGAGUUUUCCUGCCAUGGAUCUUAAUUUUGCAGAAGAGGAUCUGCUGGGUGCUGGGAACUUUAGUGCUGGCUCUCAAAGCUGUACAGACAAGGACGGGAUUGUGCGUGGUUACAGUCCAAUUAAAGGUUCAGUUGACAAUGAUGUUUCAGGAAAAGGAAGUAUCAGGAUUAGCCAAUAUACAACUUCUUCCAAGUAUACAAAGAAGAGGAAAAUCUCUGCACCAGUUUCACCUUUGCCAAUGCUGUCUGAGACCCAGGAGGAGAGCUCUAAUGCUGGUACCUUCACUUCGAGUGUGAAACUGCCUUCACUUAGAGACAUGAUGUGUAACAUUCACCAAGAGGAUUCUAGAUUUCCAUCUUGUUCAGAGUCUUGCCCUGUGUUGCUUGAAAAUUCUAAGGCAGGAGCCUCAUUUGAGGCUGUAGCCUUUGUGGGAGAGGGCCGUUGUAAUAAUGUUUCAGAACUUGAGCAGAACGAAAAAAGUGAUCUGGUUAUGACCAUAGAGAAUGCUUUUGGUAACGAAAAAGGAGGUAGGGGUAAGUCUGUGGAGGAGCCUGGAGUGCUUCGAACAGAGAUUGUUCAGCAGAGAAGUCCGGUAGAAAUUCAAACUCUAGACAGAGAUCAGAGCCUGCCUUUUAAAGAUGUGGAAUGUGACGCUGAUUUGUUUGUUAAGAAUGGUUUGCCCUCUGUCUUAAACACUCUGUCUUUAUAUGAACAUGAUGACAGUGUCCCCACUUCCGAUUUGCACGAUGCAGUCAUGGAGUCUGCACCUGAUAAACUAUUCAACAUGGACACUAAAGGAACACCAUCCACUGCCACUGCAUCAAAGAUUGUCAAUACUGAAAUAACACUUGGUCAAGUACUGAAUGACAAGGGUUACGUGCAUGAAAGAAAACAAGAUGAAAAGCUUGUCCUUGAAGAUCUUUUGUCGUCAAACUUGUUGAAUACAUCUCUGCAGAAUACCACAACCGACAAGAAACCAGGUCAUGCAGUGGGAAGUGUUUCCUCAAAAAACACUGAGGUGGGGCCUCAGGAUGCUAGAGAAACAACUGAUGGUUUGAAUUCUAUGAAUAACACGAGAAAGAACCAAUUGGCUUCAGUAGUCCCUAGCAUUUUUCCAGGUCAUUUGUUAAAGAAAAUGGCCCCGUCAAGCCACAGAACAAAACCAAGAACGUGGCAUCGAUCUACGAAUCCCUCUGCUUCGUCUCAUCUGGGGAAAAGCUCAUAUCCAAACCCUUUUCCUCCACAAGGGCAGCAGGCUUCAAACAUCGGAAAGGAUCAAACUGCUGCUUACAUUCGUAAAGGUAACAGUCUUGUGAGAAAACCUUCUCCAUUUGCUGCUCCUACUGUCUCUCAUGGUUUGACUUCAUCUGUCUAUCGGUUGUACCCUCUGAUUGUAAACGAAAUAAAGGAAAAGACAGGACCGGACGCUACUCUUGAAAGGUCCAAAACACCACCAUUACCCUGCAGCACCAAUUUAUCAAAUUGCAUGAUCUCUUCACCAUUGGCAGAUCCUCCAUCAAAUGGUUGCUCUGAAACUGACUCAGAUCCAUUAACACGAAAAGUAAAUGCGGACGUGUCAAAGGUUUACCAUGAUGCUCCAAAUUCUACAGGUGCUAGUGAAUAUCAAAAUGGUCAAAUCAACAACUCUGUGACCCAGAGUGUGCAAGAUGAUAUAAACUCAGUGUCUAGGGAAUUGAAGAAGAUAUUGUAUGUAAAGAGAAAAUCAAAUCAGUUGGUUGCAGCUUCAGGUUCUAGUGAUGUGUCUCAUCAGAAUGUUGACAAGACUGACGCCCCAUCCUCCAGUGGUUACUAUAAAAGGAAAAAAAACCAGAUCAUCAGAAAGUCGUUCAAAAUCACUCAAAAAGUGGGCUUGCCUGAUGAUAUGUUAAUCUUAGAGGGGAAAAAGGCUCUACCAGUUAUUCAAAGCAGUUCUAGUGGAGGGCGGUCUGGUAAAGGUUUGGGAAAGACGUAUAAACCUUCAAAAUCCUCAUUGGUGUGGACACUACGUGGUGCACAGUCAUUAAAGAAAGACAAUACAUUGAUACAUCAGGUGUGGCCACACCUUUUUCCGUGGAAAAGAGCAACUUACCGGAGAAGUUUAAUGCAUGCAUCAGCGUCCACUCCUAAUACUUCCUUAUCUACAAUCAGCCGGAAAUUGCUGCUUUCGAGAAAAAGGGAGACUAUUUACACAAGGUCUACCCAGGGAUUUUCUUUGCGAAAAUCCAAGGUAUUAAGCGUUGGUGGGGCUAGUUUGAAGUGGUCAAAAUCCAUUGAGAGGAAGUUAAAAAAGGCAAAUGAGGAAGCUACACUAGCUGUGGUUGCAGUAGAAAAGAAGAAAAGAGAACAGAAUGGUGCUGGUGUUGUUACAACUGGAGCAAAAAAUAGAAACCGUUCUUCCCGUAAGUUGGUUCAUAGUAUAGAGCUAUGCCCAGGAGAGCGUAUAUUCCGUGUUGGUUCCGUCCGAUACAAAAUGGAUCCGACAAGACGGACACUUCAGAGGAUUUCAGACGAGGAGUCGUCAAACUCAGCUGCUCUCCAACAUGGUGCAAAGAAAUCUGCUGUUCCAAAGAGGUUACUGAUUGGCAAUGACGAGUAUGUACGAAUUGGCAAUGGUAACCAGUUAAUUCGAGAUCCGAAAAAACGAACGCGAAUAUUGGCAAGUGAGAAAGUACGAUGGAGUUUACAUAAUGCCAGACUGCGGUUGGCUAGAAAGAGGAAAUACUGUCAGUUCUUCACGCGGUUUGGAAAAUGUAACAAGGACGACGGAAAAUGUCCUUAUACUCAUGAUCGCUCUAAAAUCGCGGUUUGCACAAAAUUUUUGAAGGGUUCAUGUUUGGAUAUCAACUGCAAAUUGACCCAUAAGGCCAUUCCCGAAAGAAUGCAAGAUUGUUCUUAUUUUCUUCAAGGUUUAUGCACCAACGAGAGUUGCCCUUAUAGACAUGUCAACGUGAAUCCAAAUGCUUCUAUUUGUGAAGGUUUUCUCAGGGGCUAUUGUGCUGAUGGAAAUGAGUGCCGAAAGAAGCACAGCUAUGUCUGCCCCACUUUUGAAGCAACAGGAAUUUGUACUGAAGGGUCCAAAUGCAAGCUUCACCAUCCAAAAAAACGAAACAAGGGAAAGAAGACAGAUACUUCCAAGGAACAGAAGAAUACUCGAGGGCGUUACUUUGGCUCCAAGCAUAUUGAUACAUUGGAUAGAGGAACAGCAGUGUCUGGAAGGCACUCUGCAAAGGACAGUGAUGACAUUUUCUAUCCAGAAGGAAGAUUUGCUGAUUAUAUCGAUCUAGGUUUUUUUGAUGAAGAGGCUGCAGAAACUAAUGAUUCGGCGGGCAAGAAAACGACUACAGCCUCCAGUGAUGAUGGCCCUAUGGACAUGCAUCAAGAUGACGAUAUGCUAAUUAAGCCCAUCAACUUGAUGAGUAGAAGUAUGAAAGAAUCGCCUCCAGCCAGUGACAGUCCAAGGGAGACGACUGCAUUUAAUAUUUCGGAGGAGUUGAGCUUUAGAUAAAGGUUAUGGAGAGGUAUAAUCAUCUUUUUGUGCAAGUGAAGAUCAAUUUUGAUGUCUUUUGUGUGUUAUGCUAGUUGUGAUAUAGUGAUUGUUGUUUGAAGAUAAAGAUGAUUAAUCUGAAAAAGAAAAGAACGAUUGGAAAACAAAGAACAAGUUGUAUAUGUAAAGAAAUUGAGCAAUGAAAUUUUAUUAUUGUUA